UCACCAUCAUCAUCAUAGAAAUCGAAAUAAGAAUCAACAAAUUUUUACAAACGAUAGCAAAAUAGCUAAUAAAAACAAAAUUCAUGUCAUCGAUGAACAUGAACAACAACAACAACAACAAUCAUCAACAUCAGCAUCAUUGGAAAAAUCGGAAAAUAUUUUCCUAAAUCGUUUAUUUAAUUCAAUAACAAAUUCCAUCGGAAUGAUCAAUAUGAAUAAACAUUUGAAUUCUGUACAGAAUUUUAUGGAUCGAAAAAUGACUAUGAUGACGACAACGAUGACUACAUCAACAACUACAACGACAACGACAACGGAAUUUGUAACAACAUCAACGAUACAUACAAUGACAGCCAAAUCUAACAAUAAUAAGAGCAAAAUGAUGUCUAAUAUUUCUUGUGAUAAUCAAAAUCAACAACAACAACAACAACAACAACAAACAUCAUCAAUUGAUGAUGAUAAAUCAUUAAAUUCACAAUGUGAUCAUCAUGAACAUCAACGUCAUAUACCAUAUCAUAUGUUGGAUAAUAAUGAUGAUGAUGAUAAUAAUCAAAAUAAUCAUCCAAAUAAUAAUAAUAAUCAUCAUCAUCAUUGUUGCGAUAAAUAUCAUCCAAUUGAUCAAUCAUCCAUUAUAUCGGAACCAUUUUGUCCAUUCAUUAUAAUGCGUGAAUCACCAUCAAAUGCAACUACCGUUUCGACAAAUAGUUUAUUAACACAGACUAGUAGUAAUUAUACACAAUCACCAUAUCAAUCAAGCAUUGAAUUUGAUUUAAAUUCAGAUUGUAUUUCUGAUUUCGGUGGCUAUACUGGCCAUCCACAUAUUCGUCAUGCAUCUAGUGGAACAUUAUUGGUUGCCCGGCCAACUUCAAACACCACCACCACCACCAACACAACGGCAACAACAAAAUCAAAACAACAAUUUUUCAAUAAAAUAUCAUCACGUAGUGGUGGUAAUACUACACCAAAUAGAAAUCUUUAUUAUUCUCGUCAUCGUCAUUCAUCUUCAGCUGUCAUUAUGAAUCAUUGUUCGUCUUCUAUAUCUGGACAGAUUUCUUCAUCAAAUUCUAUUUAUGGUUGUGGUGGUGGUAGUAGUUAUGCCGGUGGUUGUGGUGGUGGUGGUGGUGGUAGUAUUGGCAUACCAAUAACACGUAGACAUCGUUCAUCAUAUCCAUCAUACAGUAUACGUAAUUCUAUUUCAGGUAUUCCAUUACGUAUCGGUCCAAGACUUUAUCCGGGUCGAUCAUCACAAAGUUUCGAUGUGGAUGAAAGUGGCCAAACAAAUGCCGGCAAUGUUAAUGCAUCGGGUCUUACGUUACAGAAUUUACCUGUACGACGUGAAUCAUUUCUAUAUAGAUCGGAUUCUGAAUAUGAAAUAUCACCAAAAUCAGCAUCACGACAUUCAUCCAUUGGUAGUGGUGAAUCCCAUGCUGAAGAUCUUAUCGUCACACCAUUUGCACAAAUUCUUGCGAGCUUACGUAAUGUCCGUAAUAAUUAUAUUCAUAUUACAAAUGUUCGAUAUCCAACCAAUCGUCCACGUGAAGUUGGACGUCGACCUAGUUAUACACAAUUAAUUCAACAACAACAAACACAACAACAACAACAACAACAAAUUAAUACAAAUCAGCCAACAACAACUAAACAGCCAAUAGACGAUAUAAUGUCUAGAUUGGCUGUGGAAACCCUUGAAGAGCUUGAUUGGUGUAUGGAUCAAUUGGAAACAAUACAAUCACAUAGAUCUGUUGGUGAUAUGGCUACCAGUAAAUUUAGACGAAUGUUAAAUAAAGAAUUAAGUCAUUUUUCUGAAACAAAAUCUGGAAGUCAAAUUUCAGAAUAUAUUUUUCGUACAUUUUUAGACAAACAAGAAGAAUUAGAUUUACCAAUAUUACAAUUGGAAGAAAGUUCCAAACAAGGAUCAUUGGCCAUUUCAUCUGGAUCUUCUAGUAAUACAACUGCAGUUGCAUCACCUGCCGAUAAUGCUGCUGCUGCUGCAACUACUACUACUACUACUAGUACUGAUAUAAUGAAGAUAUCACCACCACCAUCAUCAUCAUCAUCUGCCAUACAACCAUUAUCAGGAAAAAAUUCUCCAGCACGUACAAUGUCACAUAUAUCUGGUGUACGUAAAUCAACAUUAACACAUGCAAAUAGUUUAACAAAAACGCCAAGAUUCGGUAUUGAAGCAGCUAAUGAAGAAGAAUUAUCUAGAAUAUUUUCCGAUAUGGAUAAAUGGGGUAUCGAUCUAUUCAAAGUGUCUGAAUAUUCUAAUCAUCAUCCAUUGACUACUGUUAUGUAUACUAUUUUUAGAUCACGUGAUUUAAUGAAAACGUUCCAAAUACCAUCACAAACUUUCAUUCGUUUAAUGUUAACAUUGGAAGAUCAUUAUCAUAUUGAUGUACCAUAUCAUAAUAGCAUACAUGCAGCUGAUGUUGCUCAAUCUGUACAUGUGUUAUUAUUAUCACCAGCACUUGAUUCUGUAUUUACUGAUCUUGAAAUAUUAACGGCAUUAUUUGCCGCUGCCAUACACGAUGUUGAUCAUCCUGGUGUUACUAAUCAAUUUUUAAUCAAUUCAAGCUCUGAAUUAGCAUUAAUGUAUAAUGAUGAAUCUGUAUUGGAAGCACAUUCAUUGGCCGUUGCAUUUAAAGUGCUACAAGAUCCUGAUUGUGACAUUUUUAUAAAUUUAAGCAAAAAACAGCGUCAAACAUUACGUAGAAUGACAAUAGACAUGGUAUUGGCCACCGAUAUGAGCAAACAUAUGAGUCUAUUGGCCGAUUUGAAAACAAUGGUGGAAACAAAAAAAGUGGCCGGUUCUGGUGUAUUAUUUUUAGACAAUUAUACUGAACGUAUACAAGUUUUACAAAAUAUGUUACAUUGUGCCGAUUUAUCUAAUCCAACCAAAAAAUUGGAACUAUACCAAAAAUGGUGUUCAUUAUUGAUGGAAGAAUUUUUUCAACAAGGCGAUAAAGAACAUUCAAUGGGCCUAGAAAUUUCACCAAUGUGUGAUCGUAAUAAUGCAACUAUUGAAAAAUCACAAGUCGGUUUUAUCGAUUAUAUUGUUCAUCCAUUAUGGGAAACAUGGGCAGAUCUUGUACAUCCAGAUGCACAGGAUAUAUUGGAUACAUUGGAAGAGAAUCGUGAUUGGUAUCAAAAUAUGAUACCAGCAAGUCCAACAAAUGAAAAAGAAAAUGAUAAUAGUAAUGAACAUAAUAGUCGACGAUCAUCAUUGGCUGCUGUUGCUGAAAAAAUAAAAUUUCAAGUCACAAUUGAAGAACCAGAAGAUGAAGAUGAUAAUAAUAAUCAU
Molecule: messenger RNA, 3295 nt
Organism: Dermatophagoides farinae (American house dust mite)
Lineage: Eukaryota; Metazoa; Arthropoda; Arachnida; Sarcoptiformes; Pyroglyphidae
Product: 3',5'-cyclic-AMP phosphodiesterase 4C-like
Biological process (GO): signal transduction
Molecular function (GO): 3',5'-cyclic-nucleotide phosphodiesterase activity
Source: RefSeq, a predicted model, not a curated record